Molecule: messenger RNA, 399 nt
Organism: Spirometra erinaceieuropaei
Lineage: Eukaryota; Metazoa; Platyhelminthes; Cestoda; Diphyllobothriidea; Diphyllobothriidae
Source: the annotation of a GenBank genome assembly
AUGGUGCGUCAACUCCACGAUGGCAUGAUGGCGCGAGUUGCGGACAGUAGAUAUGUCUCAGAGGCAUUUGCGGUGACCAACGGUGUGAAGCAGGACUGCGUCAUCGCGCCCAUCCUCUUCAGUCUUAUAUGCACUUCCAUUAUGACGGGCGCCUAUCGUGAUGAACGCUCCGGGAUUUGCAUCGCCUACAGGAUGGACGGCCACCUCCUCACCCACAGGCGGAUGCACUUCCAGUCACGUGUGUCUACAACCACCGUCAACGAACGUCUCUUCCCCGACGACUGCGCCCUCAACACUACCCGGGAAGAGGAUAUGAAAAGGAGCAUGGAUCUCGUCUCUGUCGCCUGCGAAAAAUUCGGUCCGACCAUCAGCACGGAGAAGACUGCUGUCGUACACUAA